AUGAAAGGAGGGCUUGGAGACCUACGCGUUUGGGGGUCGACAGUUGUCACCAGGGCCAGCAAGACCUUUUGCGCCGGUCACUCGGUUCAGCUCAAGAGGGGUUUGACUCCGGGUCGGCCGAACCGACCUCGAGUACAAGCAACUCGCCUUCGUCGUGCUCGGCAGCGAUAUGGUGUCCAAGGGACGAGGCAUGAAGCAGUGGAAGGCGAUGCUGGAACGGCCGGACAAGCAAGUCGUCGAGUGGCAAGAGAUGCAGCCGAUCCGCUGACGUACUACUCCCGCCCACCUCGACGCCUCGGUAGUGCUGCCUGGCAGACGUUCUUCGGCUUCCUGCCCGUCAACAUGGCCCCGUCCGGAGCCCAUCUUGCCGGACUGUGUAUCCACACCAUCUCGUCCAAUAACCAGCCAUUAUGUCUGUACCAAAAUUGCCUUAGCUGCCGACGAAUGGAUGGGCGGUUGCUAACUGUCGACAAGUCGACUAAGGCGGUCUGA
Messenger RNA from Protopolystoma xenopodis, 492 nucleotides. Lineage: Eukaryota; Metazoa; Platyhelminthes; Monogenea; Polystomatidea; Polystomatidae. The record is from the annotation of a GenBank genome assembly.